Molecule: messenger RNA, 3170 nt
Organism: Lotus japonicus
Lineage: Eukaryota; Viridiplantae; Streptophyta; Magnoliopsida; Fabales; Fabaceae
Product: BTB/POZ domain and ankyrin repeat-containing protein NPR1-like
Exons: 4
Coding region: 828-2639 (603 amino acids)
Biological process (GO): defense response to fungus; regulation of jasmonic acid mediated signaling pathway; regulation of salicylic acid mediated signaling pathway
Cellular component (GO): nucleus
Molecular function (GO): protein binding
Source: RefSeq, a predicted model, not a curated record
UAAUAUUCUAUAUUAUAAAGUUCAACCAGACUUGAGAAACCUGGAAGAGGAUCAUCAAAAUUAAAAAAUCACAAAAAGUUCCAGUUUUCUUUCCUUUUCUGAAGGAACCCAGGGAGUUUCAGUUACCUAUCAGCAAUUCAUCAGCUAAACACUCUCUCCCUCUCUGUGUUUUUUUUUUCCCUAUCUUCUCUUUCCAUUUUGUUGGUCAACUUUUGCUCAUUACACCCCCUGAGUCUUCAUAGUUAGAGCCUUUUGAAGCAUAACCUGAAGUGAAGAAAUCCAUCUUCUUCAGUCUAUCUGGUUUUGUAGCCUUUUGAAGCUUCCUGUGUCAGUUGCUCAAGAUUCAUCUCUAAUUCAUUCUUCCAAGCUUCUGCUGAGUUCAUCUUCUUCCAUCUCAACUCAAAGAGUGACCCUGUAUUUAAUAUUUGAUUCUUCUUUUCCACUCUUGCCCACAACAAUCAAGUGCUAAAAGUUCAUACUUUUUGGUUCUCACUACUUAAUAAGUCCUAUGGGUCAUUAGAUGGACCACACCAUAAUACAAAUCAUCUCAAAUUUUGUUUCUAGGGGAAUCUCAAGUUUCUUGCUUUACUUGCAAGUGACUCUGGUGCUGUGCUUGGGGGGAAGUCCAAUCAGUACUGUAAUUUUACUUAUUUGAGCUUUGUUUAGCUAUAGAAUAUGUGGGCUUGUUAUGUUUAGCAAUGUUUGGAUGAGCUAAUUUUUCCUCAAAAUCAAUUCUGACACCCAGAAGCUAGUCAUGUAUGCUGCUUCUCAAAAUUUACUGAGAUGGAUACUUAAAGGACUCUAAUAUCUCCUAUUGCUUCUAGCAAAUGAAGGCAAGCAUGCCUUUGACUCAAUUGGAACCUGGUUUAUUUGGGGUCAUGGAUAAUGUUAACGAAGCAUCGUCAUCCUUAAGUUUUGUAUCAUCUCACUUGUCAAAUUGUGCUAGCAAUCACAACAUAUCUUCCUCUAUCAGCAAUGAUGGGGAAAAUAUUGAAGUUUUAAGUCUGAAUAAGCUCAGUGGAAGCCUUGAGAAGUUAUUAACUGAUUCUGAGUAUGAUUAUAGUGAUACUGAGGUUGUUGUUGAGGACAUCCCUGUGGGUGUUCAUCGCUGUGUAUUGGCCUCACGCAGUCAGUUUUUUCAUGAGCUUUUUAAGAAAGGAAGUAAUGGACCAGUGAAGGAAGGGAAGCCAAGGUAUCUCAUGUCAGACUUGGUGCCUCAUGGCCCUGUUGGAUAUGAAGCUUUCAUCGUUUGCUUGCAUUAUUUGUAUACUGGAAAGCUAAAGGCUUCACCGCCUGAAGUUACACAUUGUGUUGAUGAAGCUUGUGUCCAUGAUGCAUGCCGCCCUGCUAUCAAUCAUGCUUUGGAACUCAUGUAUGCUUCUGCUACUUUUCAGAUGAAAGAGCUUGUUUUUGUUUUUCAGCGUCAUCUCCUAAGUUUUGUUGAAAAAGCUUUUGUGGAAGAUGUCAUUCCUAUUCUUAUAGCUGCUCACCACUUCCAACUAGACCAGCUUGUUUCUCCGUGCACUCAGAGAGUAGCAAGGUCUGAUCUUGACAGCAUAUCUUUGGAAAAGGAACUCCCUCAUGAUCUUGUGACUGAAAUCAAAUCACUCCGGGUCCAAUAUGUGCCGGAAUCCGCGCCUAAUGCAAUGGAAUUGGAGCCUUUGAAUGAUAAGAAUAUCAGGAAAAUCCUUAAAGCAUUGGACUCUGAUGAUGUUGAGCUGCUGAAGCUUCUUUUAAAUGAAUCUAGUGUCACUCUAGAUGAUGCCUAUGCCCUCCACCAUGCCUGUGCCUACAGUGAUUCUAAGGUUGUCAAAGAAGUUCUUGCUCUAGGAUUGGCUGAUAUACUCAUUAGAAAUCCCCGGGGAUACACGGUUCUUCAUGUGGCCGCAAGAAGAAAAGAUCUAUCCAUUUUGGUUGCACUGCUGAACAAAGGGGCUUGUGCAUCAGAAACCACUCCGGAUGGACAAACUGCUCUUUCAAUUUGUCAGAGGAUGACAAGGUGCAAGGAUUAUCAUGAGAAAACAAUGCAGGGGAAGGAAUCUAACAAGGACAAGCUCUGUGUUGAUGUCCUUGGGAGAGUGAUGAGAGAGAAUUCCAUGUCUGUGAAUAUGUCUGUUUUGUCUCAAUUAACUGCUGAUGACUUGAACAUGAGUCUGGAUUACUUUGAAAACAGAGUUGCAUUUGCUAGGCUGUUCUUUCCUGCAGAGGCUAAGGUAGCCGUAGAGAAUGCUGAAGCAGAUUCCACAAUGCUAUGUUCAUCAGAUUUACUGAAGGGCUUGAGUAGCAAUCUGAAAAAAGUAGAUCUAAAUGAAACUCCCUCUGUUAGAACCAGAAAACUUCAGAUAUUGCAUGCCCUUGUAAAAACAGUGGAGAAUGGUAGGCGCUUCUUUCCCCAUUGCUCUGAGGUGCUUGACAAGUUUCUGGAAGAUGACAUGCCUGACGUUUUCUUCCUAGAGAAGGGUAGUGAAGAAGAGCAGAAAAUGAAGAAAGCGCGCUACAUGGAACUGAAAGAUGAGGUGCAGAAGGCAUUUCACAAGGACAUAGCUGAAAACAACUGUUCAGGUUUUUCAUCUUCAGUGUCUUCCUCAUCAUCCUCAACUCGUAGGGUAGGUCUUAACCUCAGAGUGAGGAAAAAAUGAAGUCCAUGUUUUUCUAAAGUUGUCACUAGAAUAGAAGUUUUGGCUUCUUGCAGUAGUGUUGCAAAUUGAAAGUUGCAACAACAGUUGCAUAUUUUCCCAAAUAAGAUGUUAUGUUAGAUAAGAUGUAUUAGAAAGGAAUAUGGGAGAUUUUUACUAGCUUGGUGUACAUGCUUAUAGUAGUUGCACCAAAAGAAAAAUGGAAAAAGAAGGGAAGGUGUACAUUUUUUCCUUCAAAAGGAAAUGAGCCACUCUCAGAUAUGGCCCUUCAAAUAUACCUUCAUAGCUGAAAAUUACUAGCUGUGAAUUGCUUUUCUUGGGCAAUUACGCCCCAAUCAGCAUUUUUGUUUUUUGGUCAACAAUUAUCCACCAGUACUGUUUCUUGUCCUCAAAGUCAAAUAUCAGUCAACAUUGCAUUGGUCAAAAAGGCAGGGCCACAAGUAAACACACUGGAAUGUAUUGAAUCGUUGAACAUGUAUGUAGUGGUUUGGUUAAUUAUGGAAAAUAAGCAACUUGUUGAAUGUUUGUGCUAAA